This is a messenger RNA of Rhinocladiella mackenziei CBS 650.93, 1905 nucleotides long. RefSeq lists its product as uncharacterized. The coding region runs from base 1 to 1905 and encodes 634 amino acids. Gene Ontology annotation, molecular function: protein binding. The transcript is spliced from 5 exons. Lineage: Eukaryota; Fungi; Ascomycota; Eurotiomycetes; Chaetothyriales; Herpotrichiellaceae. Gene Ontology annotation, cellular component: cytoplasm. The record is from RefSeq and is a predicted model, not a curated record.
AUGACCUCCAACGACUCGCUCUACGCCACUCUCACCCUUCGGGAUGUCGACGAACAUGACUCUCUUCCGGAACGAACCAUAAUCCUCAAGUCCCCAGAUUGGGAGAUCAAGAUCGGUCGUGGUACCUUGAGUGGCAAUGAAAACCUGCACCCGGCGAAAGAAAAUGCCUGGUUUGAUUCAAGAGUAAUGUCAAGAGAUCAUGCUAUACUUCUGGCGAAUCCAUGCAGCAGAGAAAUCGCCAUUCAGGACAUUGGCUCCAUGCAUGGAACACAUGUUGCCGGAAGGAGAUUGAAAGCGAACCAGCUGGAGAUUCUGUCAUCGGGAGAUGUCGUUACCUUGGGUGCGGAUGUUACGAGAGGUAGCCUUUAUUUCCAUGCUCUCAAAGUCAUCAUCACUUGGGCCUGGUCGGACGAAUGCGCAUCUUCUACCGAUAUUGCUCAGCCUAUGCUCGGGAAUGUGUACCGAAAUUCUUUUUCUGCCGACUACAGUGAAGAAGACCCCGACUCGGAGCUUUAUGAUGAUCGGGAGGACGAAGGGAAUAAAACGGAAGAGGACCAUUAUGACGACAACGAAUCAGAAGAACCGGAAGAACCUGAAGACAAGACUGAGGUCGCUGGAGAUUCUCUUCGCGCCCAAAGUAUCGAAAUCGUCAUCCCACCACGUACCUUCACGGUUCCCGAGUCCGAUGAUUCCGAUGCAGGCAGUUACAUCUCAGGUGAAGACAUCUAUGAGAAGGAAAGUCCAGCCUCCAGUCCGAUUGUUUUGAGCGACACAAACGAGGUCAAGGGCGAGGAACCAGUUGAAGUCUCGGACUCUGAAGUGGAAAACGUGCCACCGACCCAUCAUCACCAUCCAGCAAGGCCUGUGGCACACCCUGUCAACUCAAGUGACGAAACUCUCAACAGUGGACAAAUCCAAAAGGUUUCUCUAACGGACGACUCUUCUGAGGACUACGCGCAUGGUGAAGACGACGCCUGCCAUGAAGAACUUGUUCCUCAGUCGAUGACGUCCGCGGAAUCAAUGCCGAAGGCUCCCGGCUUGAUUGGACACUUCGACCCAUCCACCGUGGCCUCGAAGAAUCCACUCACGAUCUCCUACCAUUCAGAAACUAUUCGAACCCCAAGUCCAUCUGAUGCAGCAAUGGUUAAGCCAUCGAUUGAAUCCCAUUUCUCCCCGCCAUUUUCGCAACAGACGCCGUCGGCUGCAGUGUCAGACGGUGCCCCUGGUGAACCGGGUCGAUCAACCUCCGCUUGGGCAGGACACAACUCUGUUUUGUACGAACCCAUGCCACACGGCCAGGUUAUGUCCGGGUAUGGAGCACAAGAAGUCAUUCCUGCUCCGCAGCUACUUCCAUCCAUGAGCUUCAUGGACAAUUGGGAGUCAUCUUCAUUUGAGCCAACGUACCUUUUUCAGGACUCAUCAUCCUUCUUAACGGGUUCUCAUCAAACUUCGCGAGUCUCGAUUGCCAAUAUCGUUGCUGGACCUCCGACAGAAAAGCCCCUUGAGCCCAAGUCAAAUUCAUUGAAGCGCAAGGCCGAUCAAACCUCGUCGGAUUCCACUCUUGGAGAUGCAGCUGGAUCUCCCGAGCUUGUUUCUGCUGAGUCUGACGAAAGCGCGGCCGUGGUGGCCCAAGGUAGCCUGGGUGAGGAGAAUCAAGAGAACAAAGACCAGUCGCAUACUACCCCUGACCCGGUCCGGGAGGUAGCUGUGAAUAAAGUGACCUCGGAUGCCGAGAUGCCACCACGCAAAAAGGUCAAAAAGAGCAAAUCAAGACAAACCGAGGAGCGUGGCAAAGCUACGGGCAAUUUCGUCAAGAUUGCUGCCGCUGCAAUGGCUGGUAUGGCCAUCGGAACCGUGGGAACGAUCGUUGGUCUUGCUGCUUUGCCCCAAGACUAUUUCGUCUAA